AUGGCCAGAGAAAGACCGGUGAUAUGUUUGCAACCAGAAGAAACUUAUUCACCGGAACUUCGACGAUGGGAAAUGCAGUAUUCAUCGGCCGAAAGUAUAGAUAGCACCAGGAUAUCUGCAAACAGUUACGAAGAGAUGAAGAAGCUUAUAAUCCUCGCUGGUAUAUUCUUUAUGAUUGCAAUACUGUUUUUUCUAAUGAAACUUGAGGUCCCAGUUGAAGUAAUUUUCAAAUGGUCUCCAAUUGUUUGGCUUUUAGGUGUCCUUCUAUGUUGCUUGAUGAUGAAUUUUUUUUGCUAUUGCAGAAAGCUGUACAAGCAAAGACGUGAAAUAAACCUUCGACGUCAGUUAAUUACUGUAGAUGCCUCGACUUUUAUUUUUUUAUUUCAAUUCAGUAAUUACAAUGUUAACGGUUUUUACAGUGAUCUGUACCAAAAUGUUAAGGAGAUUAAAGUAUGGAACAGGGAAAGAGCCUCAUUUGUCUCAUCGACAAUGCUGAAGGAUGUUGGUGUUGUUCCACUCGGAACCGUCCGCGUAGCUCAGUUAGCUGAUAUUUCAAAUUACCAUUUUCCGAUUGAUGCUCUAAGCCACCAAGAAUUACUAAUGGCAUUAAACCUCGCGUCUUCGUUUCCGUGUUUACCGCCACCUCCAAAUAGUGCCUGCUGUGAAAGGGAUCCGGCUUCAUGGCGGUCACUGAGGGCAGGCAGUGAGUCUUCACUUCCCUCAUAUAACCAGGCAAUAGCGACCAGUGUUGAUCCCUCGUUCAAACUAAAUCCUGGACGGGUCUUUCCUACAAAACCUCCACCAGCCUACGAUGAUGCAUUGCAAAUGUCAGAGCAACCACCACUGCCUCCUUAUUCAUAA
Messenger RNA from Enterobius vermicularis (human pinworm), 861 nucleotides. NCBI's taxonomy places the organism in Eukaryota, Metazoa, Nematoda, Chromadorea, Rhabditida, Oxyuridae. The record is from the annotation of a GenBank genome assembly.